Enterobius vermicularis (human pinworm) is the source of this 1200-nucleotide messenger RNA. Lineage: Eukaryota; Metazoa; Nematoda; Chromadorea; Rhabditida; Oxyuridae. The record is from the annotation of a GenBank genome assembly.
AUGUCUGGGCUACGUGUGCCGACAAUUAUUUAUUUUCUCAGGAGGCCUAUUGCAACUGGAUUUUUGCUUGGAAGUAGCAACAAUAACGUUAAGAGUUUCUGUUCGCCAGGAACAAACAAAAGAAUCCAAGAAGCCGGUGAUUCAAUAACAAAUUUAACUGAAGUUUUUGGGGAUGCUGUUAUACCAACGGUUAGCAUUGGUACAGUGACGAAUUUGAUUUUAACUAUAAUUAUAUUAAGACAAAUACUUUCUAGUGGAACAAAAAACCGAUAUUUAUUUUUGCUGUGCCGGGCAUGUGUUGACACAAUCACUUGCCUGUCAAUGCUAACUGUAGUAGCCUAUAGGCGUCAGAGACCUGACAAAGGUCAAAACGUUACUGUUGCGGAUGGCACCGUAGUUUUUGUUCCAUUUGGUACUCCAGUUCUGAGUGCCUUUAUUCAGUUUAAUUUUUGGAUGCUCUGUAACACCUACGCACUACUAUCUUUUAUUACGUUCAUUGCUGUUCGCUUUCCAUUCUUCUAUCGGACAAGAGUUACCACAAGGUUUUGCUGUACGCUGUUGACGACAAGCAUAGUUCUAGGGAUCUGUUACAGUAUUUUAUGUUACAGAUUAGGCACAACACCGUUUCUGACUAUUGAAUUUGACAAACCUCAGUUGCUAAUCACUUAUACACCACUGGGUAAUCCUGAUCGAGUAAUGGCUGUAGCUGUUGGGAAUGCAAUCUUUAUACUGGUACUGUGGAUCUCAGUGUUCGCUCAAUAUAUUGGUGUCCUGUUUAUUCUCGUGAAGCUUCGUGCGGGAAGGUCAGAUAACCGAUAUUUGACUCAUUUGAAUAGUUCAUUAAGGCUAUCGAUGAGUAUUCUGGUCUGGUCUUUAAUGUGUGCUUUAAUGAUUGCUGCAGUUGUAUCGCCGCCACUGUGGAAUCAGAGGAAUACUAAAUGGCUUCAAAACUACGAAAAUUUGCCGAAAAAUGGUACAUUAAGCGGAAGUGAGUUACUGUGCAUGGAAAUGGCUUCUAUUGCAACCUCAUUAUAUGAUCUUUUAAAAGUAUCUGUCUUUGCUGAAUCUCUUUGGCUUGCUCGUUUCGUUUGGGAUCCGUUUAUUUGUGUAUGCUGCGAUAGAUAUUUACGAGCUUUCUGUGCUGGCAAUAUCAAAAGGCUUGGUACCUUUCGUAUUUCAACGGAAAAAAAGCCUCCUUGA